AUGGCGAACCAAGGGCAUGACAGAAGGGAGCAAACUUCGAGAUCACAUGGAAAGAAAAUGCCGGCGUAUCGCCCCCCGAGCGACUUUCGGGUCAACGUCGAGGCCGGGCUCCGCACGACGCUGUCCCUGGGGCUGGUCUUCUUGUGGUUAGGGUUCGGGCCAUUCGGGGGAGGACUGUCAUUCUUUGCCGGGGUGACGGCCAUCGUGUGCGUCGGAGGCUCGGCGGGGCAGACCAUCUCCAGGUCUUUGAUGAUGACACACGGAGCUCUGGUUGGGGCGAUCUGCGCUAUACUUCCGCGGUGGCUGAUGCAGUGGGGGCGUUUCCCCGCGGGAGCGGGAUUUUUCGCGGCAGUCUUUCUGGUCCUCAGGAGUCGACGGUUGACGUCCCUCGGCAAGAAAUUCGGCUGCGUGGGUGUGACGCUCCUUGUCCUAGGAAAGAUGUCCGACGACGGGCUAACCCUCUCCUGGUGGGGCUCCGUGGCUACGUUCGUUCGGGUCCACAUCGAGGGGGGGGUCACCGCCCUGGUGGCUUCUCUGCUGCCGUACCCCCGCCUCGCCACGAGAGAAGGAGCGCUCCGUGCUCAGUUCAUGUGCCACUCGCUUUCUUCGGCUGUCGACGCCCGGGUGACCGGGUUCAUCAAGGGUCGCGACGAGACCAGCAUAUCGAGGGCCAGGCUCCUUUGCCUCCAAGUUCGCCAAAAUUUGGAGAUAAUCCGGAUGGAGCUUGGGUGGUCGAGGCUGGAGCUAGGCCUGCUGUUCGGAGGCUUUUGCGCUGGGGGUAUGCAGUCGGCAAACGCCCUGGAGGAAUUGUCCGAGCUGAUGGAACAAGUAUUACAAGGGGUGAGGGGGAUGCGGCAGAGCAUGGUGGACAUGCAUAGGACUCGGGCCCAGGCAUCGUUCUCGCGAGUUGUCGGUUCGUCGCUAAGGGGUGUCUCCAAGGCGGUGGACGUUACCCUUGAGGCUACUUCUAGGCGGUCUGCGCUGCUGCCGGCGUCGAUCUUGGCCUGCUGUCAUCGGUACACGGGAAUCCCCAUGAUGCAACCCCACCCCGACGACUCCAAAGACGUGCUCGUUAACACCGAAAACAAACCCAGCAAGCACCUCCAACCCGCUUUCCCCCCCUCCUUUCCCUCCCCUUGUUUUUAUUUCGAUAACGCGGGGAUCCCUAUUUUUCUACCCGCCCCCACCCACUCCAAGGACGCUCUCGGCACCGCCGACAACACAUCCACCGCCAUGAAAACCAGCAGCGUCGACAACAACAACGCCGCCGCCGCCGCCGCCGCCGCUGUCGCCGGCACCGGGGGCCCCGUCGACGAUGACGAGGAGAGGGGUCUCCGAUCAUCCACGGAACCCCCCCCCCUCCGACGACAGUCCAGCCUGCUCGAGACUACGGGGCGCCUGGAGGAAGCCGUGUCGAGGAUGAUGAAGGACUACCAGCGGGCGCGGAAGGAGGUGCUGUACGGCCUGGACGACCUCGGUCGGCCGCUAGAGGAAGUCGCCUCCUCGGGUCGGGAGGUGGACAGCGGAGGACGAAGCCCGUCUCUCCCGCGAGACCCGGUGUCCCUGGAGGACCUCCAAUCCCUGUCGAAGCGUAUCAACCUUCCCCGGACGGGCAGCAUCAAUCUCUCCGGCUUGAAGAACGGCCUCAGCACGACGGCCGGGGGGUUGCCCGCCCGCAGCAAAGAGGCCGAAGUUAGCGAGGGGAUCGGGGGCAGGAGGAGGGAAGGCGACCCGCUGGGCGGUGUCCCGAACCACGUGCUGGUCAUGAAGGAGCGCCAGAAGCUUGGGAGUGCCGCCACCAUGGCGAGGGGGGCGUUUCUUUUCAGCCUGUCGGGGCUUUGCUCUGCCCUCACCAAGAAGAGGGUUAACCGCACGGGGGGCUGGCGUCCGUCCCAAUCCGCGGAAGCAGCCCGCUUCGUCUUCUCCGGCUUGUGGACGGCGAUCCGACCCCCCCCGGGCCUCCUCGGCGCCUUAUCCUCGACCCCGGGAUUUCUGGCGGCACGAUGCUUCCGCCGCCGCGACAGCAGCCGGGGGCAUCGUCGCAAGGCCAAGUCGGCGCUGAAGCGCCUCGGGGCUGGGUCGGGUCCGGGGUCUCCUACCCCGAGGCCGGGAGGCGUUCGGGAGGGGGGAUGUCUCUCCGCCGUGACGAGGAGCGGGUACUUCUGGUGCUUCAAGGUGUCUCUGGCGCUGACGCUGUGCGCGGUGUUCAGCCUGUCCCCCUUCCUGGCCGAGUUGUUCGAGCCGUCCGUGUGGAUCUCGGUCACCGCCUCCUUCGUCAUGGACACCCAGAGCGCCAGCGCGGUGUCUACGUCCCUGCUGCGGCUGGUCGGCACGGUAUUGGGAGCCGUGUAUGGCAUCCUGGCUGCCAAGCUUGCUGGCCAGCCUGAGGACGAGUCCUACAGCUUUCAGACGUACGCUAUUCUUCUGCCGUGGGUGGCGGUGACUUGCUUCUUCCGGAACAGCUCUCAGUUCUCCUACGCGGCGCUGGUGGCUGCUUUCACCGCCGUCGUCAUCUUCACCAGCUCCAACACCGUGCUCGGGGCCAACGGCGAGGCCGUCUCCCUCGCUAGGAUAGUCAACACGGUCGUCGGCAGCGUCGUGUACCUCUUAGUCGACAUGCUGCUCGCCCCGACACGUGCGAAGAACCUCGUGCUGGAGCAAAUCUAUCUGUCUCUUGACGCCGCCUUCCGAGAGCCGGGCUUCUUGGACGGCGGCGGCUCGGGGCGGCCCUUGGACCCAACGCCGAUCGUGUCGGGCGAACAAGGUCGAGACUCGCCCCCGGGCAAGCCCGCGGCGGGCUCGCCGCCGGCGGAGAGCGCGGGGCCGGCUGGCUCUCCUGCGGGCGGAGAAGAUGGUCCGCUUAGAGACGAAGGACGGAGGAUUGUAGACGUACCGAGAGGGAGUGGGUUGGCGGGAGUUAGGUGGGAGGGGUCGGGAGCUGAGGAAGGGGAGGGCUCCAGGCUGGAGGGGGAGGCGGCGGCGACGGCGGCAGUCGUGUCGACGACGUCUUGGGGAGGGCGGGAAAAAGAGCCCGGAGGCAUCAGGAAGAUGGUGUGCGCCCUCGCGCUUCAGAAGCGCUACCUCCCCCUGGCCGAGCUCGAGCCGCAGCUGUGGUACGAGGCCUUCCCGGCUUCGGCUUACCAGGACAUGGUGGCGGCACAAGAGGAGCUGCUGCGAGCGUUGACCUUGCUGACGAAGUCCGCCAUCGCUGUGUCUGAGGACCGAUCCACGGAAUGGCGCCGAGAGCUGAGCGAGCUCGGCAGCCACUUGGCCUCUCUGGUGCAGCUCCUCAAGAUAGCACUCGAAGACGCUAGAGACGUUUUCGGAGGUGGAGACCUCCCGAAGGCGUUUUCGCACCGGGGAGGCGGGGGUGACGCUGACGCUGACAGUGAUAGUGAUGGUGGUGGUGGUGGUGGGGGCGAAGAAGGGGAAGGCAUGCUGCGGAUGCUGGAUGUUCAGGCGGACGCGAUGCGGCUCAACGCCGACGUGCAGAGCGACUUUGUCAUGUUCAUUCAGGCGUUCAUGGACAGGGGGGCGUUUCCGGUGUGGGAGCUGGAGUCGAUUCUCCGGAUAAGCACGGCCGUGCUGGCCGUCAUGGGCGUGCAGAGGGCCCUGCUAACCUUGGGGCACGCCGUGGCCACCGUGGUCGAUCGCGAGUCGUACGGCUCCUACUACCGAUGA
Ectocarpus siliculosus is the source of this 3681-nucleotide messenger RNA. NCBI's taxonomy places the organism in Eukaryota, Phaeophyceae, Ectocarpales, Ectocarpaceae. The record is from the annotation of a GenBank genome assembly.